This is a messenger RNA of Larimichthys crocea (large yellow croaker), 3106 nucleotides long. It is a transcript of the gene iws1, whose product is annotated as interacts with SUPT6H, CTD assembly factor 1. Gene Ontology annotation, biological process: poly(A)+ mRNA export from nucleus. The record is from RefSeq and is a predicted model, not a curated record. Lineage: Eukaryota; Metazoa; Chordata; Actinopteri; Sciaenidae. Gene Ontology annotation, cellular component: nucleus. The transcript is spliced from 16 exons. The coding region runs from base 251 to 2239 and encodes 662 amino acids.
UCCCUUUGAAGAGUGCGACACAACACCGCGCGAGCAGACAAUAUUAAUUAAUUAAUAUUGAUCAUGAUCUUAUUCUCCUUUCAGCCUGUUUAUCCUUUAGUUUUUCGCCUUUAAGAAGUCAAACUAUACUACUGCUAACAUGCUAACAUGCUAAGCUAUCAACGUCUCUACAACGUCACCGUGCGAGUACUUCCGUCGCGUGAACAGGAUCCGGUCCCGCGCCCAGAACCAGAACCCGUCUGAGACCGGCAUGGACGGAGGAGAGGAGGACUUCCUGUCCGCGAGCCGCUCCGACGACGGCGGCGGCACUCCGGUUCAGGACGAGCAUCACGGGUCGGACGGCGAGGAGCCGAGGAGCGACAGACCCCGGUCUGAGGACGAAGGCAGCAACGACGAGGAUCCCCCUGUCGCCAUGGAGACGAGUGGGGCGGCCAGUGGCUCGGACCUGGAGGAGCGGAGGGGCGGAGCUGACAGUGACUCGGAGGCGGAGCCUCCUCGACCCGCAGACAGCGACGACGAGUCUCCGGUCAAGCGCAGGACGAGCGGCUCGGAUGACGACGAUGAGACGAGCGCCAAACACGGCGAGGAGGGAGGGGGAGGAGGAGGAGGGGGGGCGUCGCCCGCCAAACGGAGGGGGAGCAGCUCAGACGUGGAGGCGGAGCCUAAAGCCGCAGACAGCGACUCAGACAACGAAGACGCCAAACCUGCGGCGUCCAACAGUGACUCUGACACAGAGACGAACGCCGGACGCAAGGCGGCGCCGAGAGACUCUGAGGAGGGGGAGGGGGGAGGGGGAGGGAAGUGGAAGGCUGUGAUGUCAGACAGCGAGGAGGAAGAGGAGAACGGACAGAGGAGGAAGAGCAGUGACGGCGAGGACGGGAAGGAGCAGAGAGACGACAGCGAGGACGACAAGCCAGUGAAGAGGAAGAAGGCGGUCCUGUCAGACAGCGACGACGACGAGGCCGACAAACCAGUGAAGAGGAGCCGGGCGGUGUCAGACGACGAGAACUCGGACAGCGACGAGGCGCCGGGCGGGCCGGACAAAAGUCUGGCUGCCAAACUGAGAGAGCUCGGAUCGGACAGCAGCGACGAGGACGACAGGACAAAGGUCAACGCCGAGAAGAAGGACGAGAAGGCGCUGUUUGGAAGUGACAGCGAGUCCGGAGAAGGAGAGGAGGAGGAGAAAAUGAUCGCUGACAUCUUCGGAGAGUCCGGAGACGAGGAGGAGGAAGAGUUCACCGGCUUCAACCAGGAGGACCUGGACGGAGACAAGAAGGAGGCAAAGGAGAGACAACAACAGGUGGAGGAAGACUCUGACUCUGAUGAUGGCGUCGACCGCAGCGGACAAGACACCAGCUUCAUGUCGGACUUCGACAUCAUGCUCGCUCGCAGGAAGGCGAUGAACAGUAAGAAGAGACGUCACCGUGAUGGAGGGACGUUCAUCAGCGACGCCGACGAUGUGGUCAGCGCCAUGAUCACCAAGAUGAACGAGGCGGCAGAGGAAGACCGAACUCUGAACAGUCAGAAGAAACCGGCGCUGAAGAAACUCACGCUGCUGCCGCAGGUCGUCAUGCACCUGAAGAAGCAGGACUUGAAGGAGACGUUCAUCGACAGCGGCGUGAUGUCGGCCAUCAAAGAGUGGAUCAGUCCACUUCCUGACAAGUCACUUCCUGCUCUGAGAAUCAGGGAGGAGCUCCUCAGGAUCCUACAGGAACUGCCCAGCGUCAGUCAGGAGACCCUGAAGCACAGCGGGAUCGGACGCUCCGUCAUGUUCCUGUACAAACACCCCAAAGAGUCCCGGUCCAACAAAGACCUGGCCCUGAAGCUCAUCAACGAGUGGUCCAGGCCGAUCUUCGGACUGACGUCCAACUACAAGGGCAUGACGAGGGAGGAGCGGCAGCAGAGAGACCUGGACCAGCAGAUGCCCCAAAGACGGCGGCUCAGUUCUGGAGGGCAGACGCCUCGCAGGGACCUGGAGAAGCAGCUGACCGGCGAGGAGAAAGCUCUGCGGCCCGGUGACCCCGGGUUCUGUGCCCGGGCUCGGGUCCCCAUGCCCUCCAACAAAGACUACGUGGUCCGGCCCAAGUGGAACGUGGAGGUCGAGUCCAACAGGGGCCCGAUGAAGAAGGGCAUGUCCCGGGUCGAUAAACAGAUGCGUAGAUUUGCAGACAUCCGGCGCCUGACGAAGCCGGGUCACGCUGUGAAGAUCAGCGUGGAGGGGAACCGGAUGCCGCUCUGAUUUUAGCCUCCAUAGGAUUUAUUUUUCUUUUUAAUGUGUCGAUCCUUCUCAGGUCUAGACCCGCCUCCUGACGGGCCGAGGUCCGUCUGACUUGAUGAGUCAGAACUUCUGAAUUUACAGGAAAUGCUAAAGGAAAAAAGUUUCAGAUCCUCCUGAAAUGAUCUGAAAGGUCACUGUUAAUGAUGCUAGCAGUUAGCUACAUUAGCUCCAAGCCAGCUAAUUAGCAUUCAUGUUCAAAGUAAGCUAAUGCUAGGAGUGAGCCCAUUGAGAUGUGAUGGACAGUGAUAGCUUAUGCUAAUGUAAGCAGGUGCUUUAUGUGAAGCUAAUGUUAGCAAACAGCUACAUUAGCAAACUCAGAUUUCUUUCAUAUUACCUGUCUGAGCUAAUGUUAGCAUUUAGCAUUUUUAACUCCACACCAACGGCAUCCUUAAUGCUAGCUCAUGCUACAGCUACAUUAGCAUCAUGUCUGAAGGUUUAAAGUGAAAAUCAAGAUCAUGCUAACAUCUUUAACGUUAGCAUGCUGAAGCUAACGUUAGCAUGCUGAAGCUAACGCGUCCUGAUUGGUUGGAUUUUGUUGAUUAAAAACUGACCUGAGAUCAUUUCAGAGACACUUUGAACUUUUUUGUCCGUCAGGUUCUUUAAACGUUUUUGAAAUGUUUCUGAUCAAACUCCUCGAGCUGACCUCCUCCUCGCUCUUUUUUGUCCCUCCUCUGCUCCUGUACAGAAGUCUGUAAACUGUCUGCAGGUCCACACACAUUCUGGAUCAUCAGGUCCAGGUCCUGGUUCUGGUCCAGAGUCUGUGCUGUCUGUGUUGUGGAUCAGAUGAUUUUCUUAAUAAAGACUCAAAGACACAAACUGAACUCUGAU